GUCGAAACUACGCCACAAGCAUUGACUAAUGGUAUAUUUGUUUAUUAAUAACAAUCGACUCUUAGACUAGUUUAGCUUCUUCUUUUUCUAAAAUAAGUAUUUCUUUUCCCCUCGACACUUUCAUCUGCAAAAGGCGUUUAACAUUCUUAUCCAUUGAGCGAUCUAGUAUAUAACAACAAGUCUCUGUUUUGUUUUGUUUUGUUUUGUUUUGUUCUGUUCUGUUCUGUUCUGUUCUGUUCUGUUCUUGAAAUGAAUGUGUUUUGUUAUCUAGUUACGUCGAAUUCGUUUCAACCUUUGGAGACGGUCGAGAAAUUGCAAAAGGAGUUGUUGUAAGUGUGUGAAAUAUAUGCAUGUUUGCUGAGAGUUUUGGUCGCGUAGUUUUACUGUUUGACUCUACCAUACACCGCACGUUUUCAGCGCUAGUUUUCUGAACAAAUAAUGCUAACAAAUAAUGGAUGUCCCUUAAUGGACCUCGGACAAGGGCAGUUCAGAACUGAUACAGCUAUCCAGUAUAAAUACUGUUAGUUUAGUUUAGCUUUCCUCCUGUAAUUACACUGGAUCAAUGCAAGAACAGUGUAGAACUGAUAGAGCUAUCCGGUAUAAAUAAAGUUAGUUUAGGUUCCCUCCUGUACUGACACUGGAUCAAUAAGGGACGACCCUUACCGGACUUCUAGGAAGAACACUUUAGAACUGAUAGAGCUAUCCAGUAUUAAUAAAGUUAGUUUAGUUUAGGUUUUCUCCUGUAGUAACACUGGGUCAAUAAGAGAUGAUUCUUACUGGACCUCUAGGAAGAACAGUUUAAAACUGAUAGAACUAUCCAGUAUAAAUAAAAUUAUUUUAGUUUAGGUUUCCUUCUGUAGUAACACUGGAUCAAUAAGAGAUGAUCCUUACUGGACCUCUAGGGAGAACAGUUUAGAACUGUAGAGCUAUCCAGUGUAAAUAUAGUUAGUUUAGUUCCGUGAGUAGUAUUUUUUUAAAUGUAUUUCCUCCUUCAACAGAGAAGCGGAAGAGAGAGCUCAACAUGCGGAACAGCGUGCAUUGGAUGCUGAAAACGAGCUAAAGGUUGCGUUGGAAAAAAUACGUGGUCUCGAACGAGCUGCCUCGCGUCCAGCUAGUGCCCAGUCUACAGAAAUCACGACCAAACCCACGUCCUGGCAGGCGAGCACGGAAGUGACGCCACAGACACUAUCAACACCUUCGCCGCGGGCGUCGUCGAGGCAACCGCUAUCCCGUGUUUCUUCGAGGUCGUCAUCUGCUCGUAGGAAAAAGUAG
Messenger RNA from Paramuricea clavata, 1272 nucleotides. Lineage: Eukaryota; Metazoa; Cnidaria; Anthozoa; Malacalcyonacea; Plexauridae. The record is from the annotation of a GenBank genome assembly.